This is a messenger RNA of Vitis riparia (riverbank grape), 2012 nucleotides long. Its product is annotated as probable WRKY transcription factor 47. Gene Ontology annotation, molecular function: sequence-specific DNA binding; DNA-binding transcription factor activity. The record is from RefSeq and is a predicted model, not a curated record. Lineage: Eukaryota; Viridiplantae; Streptophyta; Magnoliopsida; Vitales; Vitaceae. The coding region runs from base 14 to 1534 and encodes 506 amino acids. Gene Ontology annotation, biological process: regulation of DNA-templated transcription. The transcript has 6 exons.
UUCUCUAGCAGUCAUGGACAAGCCACGCCCUGAAUUCGCAUUUUUACGCUCCGACGACUUUCUCCGACCGAAUUCCAGCGUCCACGAAACUGUCUCGACGGAUCAGAAACAGCCCAUCAAGGAGAUGGACUUCUUCUCCAGGAAUAAUCAACAUAAUCAGCCAAAUGAGCAGGAGAGCAACCGCGGAUCGUCCACUCGGACUGAGGCUGCAGCAGGCGUAAACACCGGAUUGGAUCUGCUGAGUUUGAAUACUGGAAUUCAAAGAUCGGGAAAUGAUAAUCUCAAUAUUCGACCAAAAACUGAGUUCGACACACUCCAAGUAGAAUUGGAGAGAGUGAGAGAUGAGAAUCGGAAGCUGAGAAGCAUGUUGGAACAGAUUACCAAAAGUUACGGUGAUCUCCAAGGCCAACUGCUUAUGGCCAUGGGAGAAGCAGCCAGACUGAAGAAGGAUGAUACAACUUGCAAGCCAGGGACCAGACAGUUGAUGGACCCACGGCCAUCCGGUGGAUUAGAUAUUAAUGAAGCUUCCGUAUCGGAUGAGAAGAACCAAGAAGGGUCAGUUUCUCCAGCUAAUACUACGGAGGUGAUGUCAAAUGAAAGUGAACAUCACAAGAUUCCAAGUGCCGGGAAGAAAACUUGUUUUGGAGAUGGUCCUGAUCAAGGGUCGACCCACAGAUGGGGUUCCCCUAAAAGCCCAACGCUACUAGAUCCAUCAAAGAGUGAAGAACAAGCUUCGGAGGUCCCUUUCAGGAAGGCAAGAGUGUCCGUACGAGCAAGAUCCGAAGCUCCUUUGAUAAGCGAUGGAUGUCAAUGGAGGAAAUAUGGACAAAAGAUGGCCAAGGGUAACCCUUGCCCUCGUGCCUACUAUCGAUGCACCAUGGCCGCUGGAUGCCCGGUUCGUAAGCAGGUUCAAAGAUGUGCUGAGGACAAGACCAUUCUCAUAACAACUUAUGAGGGAAAUCAUAAUCACCCUCUCCCACCAGCAGCUACAGCCAUGGCAAAUUCAACAUCAGCAGCAGCAGCCAUGCUACUAUCAGGUUCAAAUACUAGCAAGGAAGCGCUAGUAAAUUCUGCAGGCUUCUUCCAUCCUAUGCCCUACUUAUCAACCAUGGCCAGCCUAUCCGCCUCUGCACCAUUUCCUACCAUCACCCUCGACUUGACGCAAGGCACCAAUCCCAUGCACUUCCAUCGAGGCCCCCCUUCUUCCACCACGUUUCCUUCUCCUUUGCAUGCUUGCCCACAACUCAUAGGGCAACCCUUGUACGCCCCUCCCAAGAUUCCCGUCCUGCCAUCAGCUCAAAUGGGGCAUCGACAUCCUAGCAUGGUCGAGACGGUUACUGCAGCCAUCACAUCUGACCCUAACUUCACCGCAGCCCUAGCUGCAGCCAUCUCCACAAUUAUCGGAGCACCAAGGAGCAGUUAUGGCAACACCCCGAACAGCCAUGGUGAGAACAGCAAACCCUUUUCCGGGAUGCCUGCAUUGCCAGGGUCCCCCCAGCUCCCUCAAUCCUGUACCACCUUCUCCACCAAUUAGAGUGGAAUUGCUUUUGCUGCAAACCUUCACAGUAAACAUUUUCCUAGGAAAGUUUGAUUUUGAGAGAAGGACAACAUGCUUGAAGAUGAUGAGCUGAUGGGCAGGAACCCAUCCUCAGAGCCGACAUGCAUGUGUUUUCAGGCUAUAUAACCAAACUAUCUGGGGUUAUAACAAAAUAUUUUCAUGCUUAAGCCAGAAGUAAGAACAGAAGAGAAGGUUUGCUCACAAGCAUUCGAUCCAUAUACAUCAUGUUAUAUAUCUAUAUAGUGUUUUUGUUGUUGAUAUUUAUCUAUAUAUAAUAUUGUCGAUGUAAAUAGAUUCAUAUUGAUAUAAGCUUUUUAAAUGCUUAAGAGUGGGGUGUAAGAAAGAACAGGCCCAGCUGCUGUACCAUAUGAGCUUGUCACUUGUUGGAGAGUAAUCUAUCAUGUACGUACAGAGAUGGAUGAAAUAUAAUAAAGAGUAAUAAAAAUUAAAAAGA